Molecule: messenger RNA, 498 nt
Organism: Vigna umbellata (rice bean)
Lineage: Eukaryota; Viridiplantae; Streptophyta; Magnoliopsida; Fabales; Fabaceae
Source: RefSeq, a predicted model, not a curated record
AUGAAUUGGCUCCAAUGCCUACUUGGGGAAGCAAGAGGAUGCUUUAACUUUGAUAUUACCUACUACCGUAGCAAGGACCCUAUGAGUCCGAGGCUCUAUGAAGACAUUGUUGAAGAGAUUGAGCAAAUUGGGAUUUUCAAAUAUGGAGGAUUACCUCAUUGGGGUAAGAAUAGGAACUUGGCGUUUGAAGGAGCCAUCAAGAAGUACAAAAAUGCAGAGAAAUUUUUGAGGGUUAAAGAGAAGUAUGAUUCAGAAGGGGUUUUCUCAAGUACGUGGACAGACCAAAUGCUUGGACUAAAAGAUGGGGUGAUGAUAGUGAAAGAUGGAUGGGCUUUAGAAGAGGUGUGCAUUUGCUCACAGGAUAGUCAUUGCAAUCCAAGCAGAGGUUACUAUUGCCAGAGCAGCAAGUUUUACAAGGGAGCAAGGGUUUGUACCAUUUUAAAUCCCAUGAAAAGAACAAAUUUAGAAACAAAAGAUGAUCCAUUUAUAUCUGUGUGA